AUGAAUACACCUAUCUGGACGGGCAGAAGGAUGGAGGAUGUCUGCGCAAUUGGCCAUGUUCCAAACAAAAAAAAUGUGGACCGCCUUGUCCCGGGGCACACAUACCACGCUGGGGUAGAGUACGGCUCACCGCAUGUGGUGUUUUACCGCAGGUCAACACUAAUACUUCUGCCGUUCAAGAGCAUUGCCAUUCCAUUUUAUUUCGAGUCAGGUGUGCGAGAAAAGAAGGAACGUCGUUUGUCAGGUUGCAAGCUUUACUGA
Messenger RNA from Colletotrichum higginsianum IMI 349063, 261 nucleotides. RefSeq lists its product as uncharacterized. Bases 1 to 261 code for a protein of 86 amino acids. The transcript has 2 exons. Lineage: Eukaryota; Fungi; Ascomycota; Sordariomycetes; Glomerellales; Glomerellaceae. The record is from RefSeq and is a predicted model, not a curated record.